CCGCGAUGCAUUGUGGGCGCUCCCUUUAGAUCCAAGAUGGCGGCCAGCAGGAGGCUGAUGAAGGAGCUUGAAGAGAUCCGCAAAUCUGGGUUGAAAACUUUUUGUAACAUCCAAGUGGACGAAGCCAAUUUAUUGACCUGGCAAGGACUUAUUGUACCAGAUAAUCCUCCCUAUGACAAGGCAGCUUUUCGGAUUGAAAUAAACUUCCCAGCAGAGUACCCGUUCAAGCCCCCCAAGAUAACAUUCAAAACCAAAAUCUACCAUCCGAACAUAGAUGAGAAGGGCCAGGUAUGCCUGCCAGUGAUCAGUGCUGAAAACUGGAAACCAGCAACUAAAACUGACCAAGUCAUCCAGUCUCUUAUUGCCCUGGUCAAUGACCCUCAACCAGAGCAUCCACUGCGUGCAGAUCUAGCCGAAGAAUAUUCAAAGGACCGUAAAAAAUUCUUAAAGAACGCUGAAGAGUUUACAAAGAAAUAUGGAGAAAAACGACCAGUGGACUAGCAAUCCGGGCCCAUGCGCCAGUGGAAAAAAAACACAAAAAAACAAACACAAAUUCAAAAAGCGCAACUGAAGAAUUGGAGUCAGCAAGUUCAGAAUCCCCUCCCUUACCUUCCCCUAAAAACAUACACCCAAGACAGGACUUCGAGGGAACAUUGAAAAGAGGUGCAGUGUCAACCCACGGCUCUUGCUCCACUCACCUUAAACUAGUCACCUAGAUAAACUGCAAAGUUGAGGAUUAACAAGAAAAAAAAGUUUGAAAUGGAAGUGCGAUUUUGCGCUCUUAAAGAAAAUUCCACUGUUCACUACUUUGCCAUAUCUAACCACAGAAAAAAUGUGUAUACUGUUUUGCUUUUUUCCUACAUAAAACUGAAUGAAAAGGCCCCUACUCUGUUUUGCCUUAGGGUUUAAAUGUAUAGUUGCAGUUUUUUUUCUCUUUUUUAAAUUAACUUUUUUUCCUUCAUUACUUAAUACAUUUUGGACACUCCUUGACAAGGUCCUUCAUUUGUUUGAUUUUAGUCUGUUACCUCCACCUCCUCCACCAUAUGCCCUUCAGCUCCAAACUCUGUGUGUCCGCUACCUUGGUGCUGAAGGGUUUAUAGUGCCAUCUUGGCUCUGACAGAACCCUCAAAGGGAGGGUAUAGUUGAACAUUUGGCUCUUAGGUUUCCUUUCUUUCAAUGUUGCACUGUGCUUUGUGGGACUCGGUAAGUUCUCCUCCAGUUUGUAACAUAAAAAUAAAAUAAAAAAAGGAAAAAAAAUGUCAGAA
Messenger RNA from Bombina bombina (fire-bellied toad), 1265 nucleotides. RefSeq names its product ubiquitin conjugating enzyme E2 L3 (gene UBE2L3). The record is from RefSeq and is a predicted model, not a curated record. The transcript has 4 exons. NCBI's taxonomy places the organism in Eukaryota, Metazoa, Chordata, Amphibia, Anura, Bombinatoridae. Bases 37 to 501 code for a protein of 154 amino acids.